GGGAUAGAACUCAGGUCAUCAAGCUUGCCAGCAAGCACUUUUACCUACAGCCUCUGUUUCCUCUUCUUGUAAACAUAUCCUCUCCAGUUCCCCUGGGAGCAUAGAGAAGGCAGGAGCUCCACAGAAUGAAGCCCUUGUGUGUUAUCUUUCUUGAGAUGGCUAAAGUAGGGGCAAGAAAAAAUCUGGACGAAAAAAGGUUAAGACAGUAAUCAGGUAUUGGGAAUGCUCAGUCCGGGAAGGGUGGGCUCAGGACAUGGCAUGCCAGGCAGGAAGGGCACCCCUGCUCUCUGAGUAGGAGGCCCUCGGGAUCUACUGCUGCUCAGCUUCCUUCCACAGCACUGGCACCAUGCAAGGCUGCCUGUGGAGAUGCAUCAGAGUCAUGGCAUCCUUCGUCAUCCUGGGAUUCUUUAUUCGAGAGAAUAAAUCAGCACGUGUCGAGUAUAAUACAUUGCAGAAUGAAAAGAAGAAAAUAAUACAGCAGAUAGCUCAGGAGCAAAUCAGCUCUGAAAUCAAGAACCAUUUGAAAUACUUCACCAAGAUGCAGAAAAGUUCCCGUGUACUCCAGCAUGCCAACUACACAUUUCUGGCUGGAACCUCUCUCCAGGGAAGGUGGAUGCUGACCGUGGGGAUCUCCUCAGUGCAGCGUACCCCUGGCAGUUACCUCUUGGACACCCUGAAGUCCCUGUUCCAAGCUUCCACAGAAGAAGACUUGGAAUAUAUGCUGGUACUGGUCCUUCUGUCAGACACUGACCCCAAAUGGCUCAACCAAACAGUUGCCAACAUUUCAGGUCUCUUUCUGCCGCACAUUGAAUCCGGGAGGCUGGCAGUGGUCCACGGUCUGCUUGGUGGCUCCUUGGCAAAGAGUGUAAAUCAUACCUCACCCUGUGAAGCGCUUUAUUCUAGGCAGAAAACAAGUUCUGCCCUCCUCAUGAAUUUUGCCAGCAAUCUCUCUGACUACUUCCUGUUGCUAGGAGAUAAUGUGAAGUGUGCCCCCAGGUUUGUGUCUGACAUCUACUGGGCAGUGUUAGCCUGGGAAGAGCUCCCCUGGGUGACCCUGGACUUCUCUAGCAUGAAGAUCUCUGGGAAGGUUUUCCACACCUGGGACCUCCCCCGCCUGAUCGCCUUCUUGCUCCUCUUCCCCAUGGACGUUCCCACUCACUUGCUUCUCUCUGAAUUCAGUCUUCUCCUGUCUCAAAAUGUUCCCAUUCACUUCAGUUCCUCCAUCUUCUACCACAUGGGCAGUUACUCUGAUCUUGAAGACACAUGCUUUCCUGUGGGGCAAGACAAAGACUUGGGAGAACCAGACAACCCUGUUGCUACUGUCUUCACGGACAUGUUCUCAUUUUGGAAUACGAUUCCACAAUAUGCCUACAUUCUCAAUGAUGACUGCUUAUGGGUCAUGAACCCUGAAAAAGGCAACUACUUGCUGGUGAUCCUGGAAAAGCCACAGAAAGUCGUCCGGGUAGCAGUGUGGACAGGCUCUGCUCGGACUAAGUUGAACUACUUACAACAGGGGCAGGUAUUGCUGGGCUAUGACCCCAUGGACUACCCCAAACGCUGUGCUCACUAUACCUUAGUAGGACCUUUGGUGAGAGGUCAGUUGGACCAGAGGGUAUUUUAUGAGGAAGAUUCUGUGAUGGAGAUUAGUUGUAUAAAACUGCUGGUGACAGCAUCUCAUGACUUCCCCGUCAAAAUCAUACAGAUCAGAGUCUGGACGGAAGGGGAACAAGAGGAAAAUUAGAGGUUCUGGGAAAUUUCUGCAAGGACUGGGUCUAGGAAGAGAGAAAUAAAUCCAUCAAUUGACCAAGAA
Molecule: messenger RNA, 1810 nt
Organism: Peromyscus leucopus (white-footed mouse)
Lineage: Eukaryota; Metazoa; Chordata; Mammalia; Rodentia; Cricetidae
Product: alpha-1,3-mannosyl-glycoprotein 4-beta-N-acetylglucosaminyltransferase-like protein MGAT4E
Exons: 3
Coding region: 347-1741 (464 amino acids)
Biological process (GO): protein N-linked glycosylation
Molecular function (GO): acetylglucosaminyltransferase activity
Source: RefSeq, a predicted model, not a curated record